This is a messenger RNA of Caenorhabditis briggsae, 420 nucleotides long. The coding region runs from base 1 to 420 and encodes 139 amino acids. Lineage: Eukaryota; Metazoa; Nematoda; Chromadorea; Rhabditida; Rhabditidae. The record is from RefSeq and is a predicted model, not a curated record. The transcript is spliced from 2 exons.
AUGUCUCGCCUUACCGGACGUGUUUCUUAUCCAGCAAAGGAAAACUGCUAUUCUUCCUCGAACUAUCGUCGUAUGGACCAUCAGGAUGCUCGUCGUGGAAAUGGAAACAACUAUCGUCAACCGUUCCGAUCCGAAGACAAUGAGGAGAGAUCAAAACCACGUGGAAAGGGAGCUGUCAGAUAUCAAGGAACUUAUAGUGAUAGAUUCCAUCGUCAGGAUCAACAGAAGGACUGUUCCUCAUCGGAUCGAUUCAAUGGAUCAUCUCAAUCUCAAGAGAAACCAAUCUCUCGUAAACCAACUCAAAGAAUCGAGGAUGUGGUUCCAACUGAGGAACUUCUUGAAGUGGAAGAUCUUAUCGACCAGAUCAGUGAUUUGAGUAUCCGAAGUGAUCGAUCAAAACCGAGUUCAUUGCAGACUUAA